AACAACAACAAAAAAGUAUGCAGUGCAAUUCCUGACAACAGAUGGAUCAAUGUACUUUACAAGAGUAAGGCUCAUACAUAAAGUAAGAGGGACACAAAAUGUACUUAACACACAUAUGGAGACAGUCCAAUAUACGUCAACAAACAAAUGGCGAAAAAAAUACAAACGCCAUUCAGUGUUACAGGUGCUUGCAGCCAUGGAAUGCUGCUGGGUAUACAGUAAAACCUCCCCAUUAGAGGCUGGCAUGAAAGAAUGGGUUCAACCUAGACAAUGGAGGCAGGACACAUAGCAAUGACUCCUACACAUGGUCAUUCUUUGCCAGAAAAUUGUACAGGGUGAGGGAACAAACCAUGCCGACAGCACAAGGCAUCUGUCUUACCCUACCAGUUCUUAUGGUCGUGAUUGAGAACAAAACUAAAGGGUGAGAAGAAACCAAAUAGUUAGCUGAAGUAUGGAAUGCGACAUAUGUGUGCAUUAGUGUAUGCUGAAGUUAUUGGAUUUUCCGUUUCUUAUGCAUGUUUUCUUACCCCCUGAAUCUUAGAAUAGUCUGUAUCCAUCUAAUGAAUUCAACAUCCUUUCUAAUAGACCAUCUGCACUUCCAUUGCAAUUCCUUUACGAGCACUUCUAUUUAUAUAUACACCGUCUUAUACUUUGCGAAAGCACUGUAAAAUCUGAGGCUGGAAGCAAAAGUAAAGACCUUGCAUAUAUAUCACUUUAAAUUGGGCUCUUAUGUGGUAAUUGUUUUGUUUUGUACAAUGAAUCAAAAAAGAUAAAGAGAGGGAGAAGGAGCAACAACAACACAAAUACAGUUUGAAACUCUAAGUGGUUUCAUUUAUUAUUGCUUUUCUUCGUGUUAUUGUUUUUGGUCUCCUUUUUCAUUCUGUUUACUAUUUCAAACAUCUUCCCCCUUUGCUCAUGAAUUAUGAAAUGUUACAAGAAAUUGAAUGUUUCUCUUUAGCAUGUGUGAAGUUCAGACAUGCAAUCAAAAUCAGUGACUGUAAACACUGUCACACACUUUACAAUUUACAUUGAUGUAUGAUAAAGUAAAGCCAUGAGUAUGACAAUGGAAAGACACAAAAAACAUUUCUACUUACCUAAAGAUCAAGAUCACAGGCUAAUAAACAAACAUAAUUUAUAAGUAAAUAUGAUAAAAAGUACGCUAUGAUAUUUGAAUGAGUCCUGUUGUCUUAAAGUGGAAUAAAAGACAUGUCUAUCUAUAGACCUAGACCUUUCCCACAAACAACCAAUCACAUGCGCGCAUCCAGACGCUACGCCACCAACCAAUCAGCGGUCGUCAUGCACAUCAAACACGGCUUAGGCGGUAAAUCAACGUCGACAGUUUUAUCUUAAACGAUUAAUGACAAUUUUGACUGAAGACCAUUUCAUCUGAUCAUUCUGAUGUAAAAGUCGAUUUCUCUUAAACCAAAAAAGUUGCAAGGCGAUAAAAUACCAUUUCAUGUGAUCUCUCAGAUCUACAAGUCGAUUUCUAUUCAAACAGAAGGCGAUAAAAGAGUUGAGAAGCGCCUUGCAAAUGGUCGACGUCGACAUGACUGACAUGCCUGAUGUCGACAUGACUGACUUGCCUGACGUCGACUUGACUGACUUGCCUGACCUCGACUUGACUGACAUGCCUGACGUCGGCGUCUCCAGUGCCGGACAUAGUCCUAACAAGCUUGGCAUUGACAUGAGAGGAGAUACAACAUAUCCUACGAGCUCCGAGGCAAAGUCUCACGACUUUUUAGAUUCUUCGUCAGAUUUCAGCUUGACCAGCGUUUCAACCUUGGACGUCCGUGAUUUUGAAGGACACAGCCCACCCGACCUCGAAGCUGAACCUGAAAAUGACGAAUUUUUUCUUCCGCAAACGUCAGCUAACGACGGGACAGCACUUGGGGGGCAACAUAACCUCGAGUUCAGCAAGUAUCAGCCUGACACUUGGCCUUCAGACACCGAACUUUCGGACGAUGUCGGUGAGCGGUACUUGUCCGAGUCGAAAUCCCGACCGCAUGCUCUGUAUAUGCUGGAUAUGUCUGCGGCGAGCAUUGCUGAGAAGAUAGCCAUGCAGAGACACUUGAUUGUCAGCUCCAGUGGAAACUAUACCGAGUUCGCCAGUCCUUGUAGAGAGAGAGGUGCCAGUUCACGGAGAAAGUCAAGCUGCCUGCCAUUAAAGAAGCUCCACAGGUUUGGACAAGAAACUUGUCUCUUUUUUCGUCGCAGACUUCUACAGCGAAGAGAGACAACAUUACAAAAAUGUGAACUUACUCUGACUUCAGUUCCAGAGGAAAUGGAUAAUCUGGUCCUACUAUUCACUAAACACACAGAUUUUAUGGUCACAGAAGCUGUUUCAAUCUACUUUCCUUCUUUUUUUGAAAACAAGGUGAUGGUUCCACAAUGCCUACUGCCUAGCAACUCUCAAGAGACUGUGGACAUAGUAGUUUGCUGUUUGACUCAUGUCACACAAGGUCAUCUACAAGGCUUCAGCAAGAUUUGUGCCAGUGCCAAGUGCUGUCUGCAGACAGAAAACAAAGUCCAUCUUGCUUUUUCUGUAGACCUAGCACCUCACCAACCACAGUGUGCUUUGCUGUCUCAGAGAAAUACUUUGCUUUCCUGCAGAGUUCUGGUCAGCCACCUUCCAUCCUCACAAUACCAUUUUGAGUCUAAGCCUCAUCCAGUCAGCACCCACUUUAUAGAAAUGAUGCUUUUACAAACUGCUGCACCAUUCCAAGAACAUUUUAAGAUGGUAUCUUCCACCUGUGACAGUCCAGCCUCAUUUUGCAUAGACCUACAGCCUAGGAGUUACUAUGCUGUUUGCAUGUAUCGCCUAACUACAGCUUUGGUUUCUGGAGUCUUCAAUGUACCCUGUGCUGCCUCGCCCAUCCACUUGAAAACAUAUGCUGAUAAACAUUCUACCAAAAACAUGCUUGAGCGGACUGAGGCCAUGAUAAGUGGAGGUGAAGCAACUCUUUUGCCACACCUAUUUUUGUCCAAACCACAGGUAUCUGACUUGGAAUACUUUCUGAAUGCAUGUACUUUCAGCAAGCCAGAGAUUGCCCACAACAUAAGGGCAACCUAUAGAAAAAAACAUAUCUAUCUUGCAAAGAACAGUCACCUUGAUGGCCUGCGCUUUGCAGCAUGGGAUGGCCUGCCAGAUACAAAGGAUCAGUACACUUUGAGUGAACCAAGUGAACAAGUGCAUGUGCCAGCACUGACCAUAUUUAAUGUGGACACUCGCCUGUAUUUUGCAGAUUUGUGGUCUUUCUAUGAGAAACAUUAUGUCACCCUUGUACUUACAACCCCUGGCUCUAAGACCCACAAGAUCUGCAAGAAACUCUUUUGUAAGUUAGAUCCCUACAGUAAUUUGUUCUUCUUUCGCAAGCGCUCACUUUGUCCUGAACCCAGCGUGGAAGUGUAUACUUCAAGCACUGUCAAUGUAGAGAUCUUCUACUCUGAUUCAUCAGACAUCACAGAGAUGCUUCUACAUGUCCCAGACCAGGUAUAUGUUUCAAAGCUUCAAGUUUAAAUAUAAAACAAAUACUAUAUUGCAUGCCACAGGAUCAUGGGAUGAUUAGUCUUAAACUCUCACAAAAAGUCUCCUGGGUUCAGUGAAGUGGUCACAAAAUGACCAAGCAGUUGGUACACGAGAUAAUUAGAAGAUGGCGUCUCUAAACCUUGCACCUGCAUACUGGCUCCUUAUGUUUCAUGCUCACUGAAUAUGAUUCAAGAAACAUGGGCACACAGCUGCAAUACCAGAUUCCCGAACAGCCUUAAAAAAAAUUGAGAUAUCUGUCCACCCAGCACCUUAUGGCUUAUUCUUUGGCAUUUACUGGACCUAUACUCUUGAAAUAUUUCUAUUAUUACACAAUCAGCCAUAAGUCAACAUUAACUUCCGAUGGCCAUUACUUAAAAAUUCUCUUUCAUGGCUUGUAGAUAAUGGUGCUAUGCCAUCAACUGUGUGACUUUCUUGAUAUUUAGUUUGUUAUAAUCCUUAAGAUUUUACUUGUUUGAUGUUCAGUUUAUUAUAGUCCUUAAGAUUAUUAGGAUGCUGCCACACACAUGCCGACUAAUUUAUGGUUAAUUUAUAGUGAUGCUGCUUUCCAUCAUGUCCACUCUAUUAAUUGCUUAUUCUUUGAUUGACACAUUUUAUUUUUCCAUAACAAGUAAUGCUCACAAAAACAAGUAAAAAAUCAUUUAUUUGCUCUAUAAAGAACUCUUGUCGGGGAGAUGUGAUGCAAUACCAAAUGAAAAUUACUCAUUUAUAGCAUGAAAAAUGGGUCAGAAAUCAAAUCAAAUAAAUUGCAAUGGACUGCGUGUUAAUGUUUCAUAAAUAUCAUGCAGUUUAUACUGUGGAAGUUGCCAAUAAAAAUUGUGUGCAAACUGGUAAGAGAUGUGUUGUAGGAGAUAAUCAAGUAUUUAAAUAUUUGUCAAAAGGGAGUGCAUGGGAAAGAGAAAGUGUUGGGGUGUUGCUAAAGAAGCCAAAAAAAAAGGGGGGGGGGGGGAUUAAGCUGAAAGUUCUAGCAAUGUAUUAAUGAUACCCAUAAUAGCCCACGUGUAACUGAAAGAACUAAGCUGUAGACAGUGUAAAUGUUGUCUUUGUGAUACCCCAAUGCCCAUAUGUGGGUGA
Molecule: messenger RNA, 4618 nt
Organism: Pomacea canaliculata
Lineage: Eukaryota; Metazoa; Mollusca; Gastropoda; Architaenioglossa; Ampullariidae
Exons: 6
Coding region: 1532-3517 (661 amino acids)
Biological process (GO): regulation of transcription by RNA polymerase II; developmental process
Cellular component (GO): cytoplasm
Molecular function (GO): protein dimerization activity; DNA-binding transcription factor activity, RNA polymerase II-specific; RNA polymerase II transcription regulatory region sequence-specific DNA binding
Source: RefSeq, a predicted model, not a curated record